Molecule: messenger RNA, 1847 nt
Organism: Phragmites australis (common reed)
Lineage: Eukaryota; Viridiplantae; Streptophyta; Magnoliopsida; Poales; Poaceae
Exons: 7
Coding region: 48-1553 (501 amino acids)
Molecular function (GO): protein binding
Source: RefSeq, a predicted model, not a curated record
CUCUCUCCCACACUACACACCAAUAGCCUAAUCGAACCAUUUCCCCCAUGGGGCCGAGAUCCCCGCUCCUCCUCCUCCUCGCCUUCCCCCUCCUACCCUUCCUCCUGCUCGCCGCCGCCGCCGCCGUCCAGACCGCGGCGGCCGCGUUCGCCUCGCCCGGCGCAGGUAGCAUCGUGAAGCAGCUGUCGUCGGUGGUCAAAUGGCCGCGGGGCGCCCCGCCGCACGCGCCCAAGCAGCCCACGCACUCCCAGUACGGCGAUGGGCAUGUGGGUGUGGCGCUGCAAUUUGAGAGUGGCUACUUUGUGGAGACACUUGUUGAGGGUGACAAGCUUGGUGUCACGCCCUACACCAUCAGGGUGUCUCCUGCUGAGGGCGGAGAGCUCCUAGCAGUAGACUCGGCACAUAGCAACAUUGUGCGAAUAACUCCACCGCUGUCAGAGUAUAGCAGGGGAAGACUUGUUGCUGGUUCUUUCCAGGGCCAUGCCGGUCAUAUAGAUGGUAAACCGAGUGAUGCCCGAUUCAAGCGCCCCACAGGCGUUGCUGUGGAUGAUAUGGGAAAUGUCUAUGUUGCUGAUACAGCAAACUUGGCAAUUCGAAAGAUUGGGGAAUCAGGAGUGACCACCAUUGCGGGUGGAAAAUCAAAUAUCCCAGGGUAUAGGGAUGGCCCCAGUGAAGAUGCAAAGUUCUCUACUGAUUUUGAUGUGGUGUAUGUGAAGAAAAUGUGCUCUCUUCUGGUUAUUGACCGUGGCAAUGCCGCCCUUAGGAAGAUUUCCCUUCCACCUGAAGACUGCACUUACCAGGAUUCUGCACUCUUAUCUUCAGAUAUCAUAUUGGUCAUUGGUGCUGUUGUGGCUGGAUAUCUCUUUUCUGUGUUGCAACAUGGGUUUGGAUCUUCAAGUUCUGAAAAGAUAGAGGCACCUGAAAAUGAGCAACAGGAGAGCAGCACUGUUGGAAAGCCACCUUUGGUCGUGGAGAGCCUGAAAGAGGAACCCGGAGCGGGAUGGCCAUCCUUUGGGACACUUGUUGCUGACCUCUUGAAACUUGCCAUUGAAGGAGUGGGGAAACUACUUCUCAACGUCGUCCCACAACGGCUGCAACAUAGGAAGAGAAAAACAGACCUCACUCCGCACAAGGACAGGCUCGUGAUGCCUGAGGACAGAGAGGCGACCCCGGUGGCCCAGAAGUUGAGUAGCAUGCCAAUGAGGCCCGAGACACUCCAGGCUCCUAAUGCUGUAAACGAGACGGCACCAAAGGCCCAGAAGAGCAUCAAGUCAUCCAAACUCAGGGACUCUACCCUGUCAAGCAAGCACAGGUCCUCCAAGAGGCAGGAAUACGCGGAGUUCUAUGGCACGUCCGAAUCCGCUCCUGUAAGCGCCAAGGUCCCAAAGGAUCGUCUCCGCCACCGCCACCGGGAGAAGAGCGGGGAGGUUGCCUAUGGGACCGGUCAUCCCGAACUGAAGCCCGCUGAGGGGAAGCCCGCGGAUUACAGUGAUCCCAAGUACGAUCACUACGUCAGGAGCAAAUAUGGUGCUGAUACCGGGUACAGGUACUGAUCCGGCGAUGCCAGCUGCUUGUCAUCCUGCCCACGGCAUCUUUCGCCGGCAUCUACCCGCAAUGCAGUAGUAUGAACCUCCAAAGUGCAAGAGCACAAAGCUGCUGCUUAUGGUGGGUCUCCCAUAAGAUGCGGCAAGAAGUCAUCCUAGUUCGGUGGGGUUGGGGGGAACCUACUGUCGAUUAGCGUCCUCUGUCAGGAAGUCAGGUGUAAUUUUCGCAGAAAGCAACAUGUAGCCUGGUAGUUUUGAUGUGGUGUUAUAUGUAUCCAUCCAUGUCAAAUCUCAGGUGCUGUA